CUUGACUAUCUCAUAUAAUGUAAUGCUCACUGACAUUUAAAGCAGGUACUCCUACUUGUUUAGUUACCGAUGUGUUAUGUUUCCAAGUUGAACCUACUUGGUUUGUCCAUGCAAUUCUGUUUUUGAAGUAUAAGUAUCAGCGGGAGGGCCUAACUCAAAUGACAUGUCAAACGAACUCUGAUUGGGGCGAAGUUCUGGCAGCAACUUCCUAACUAAUGGGGCUAGAUGCUGUCCAGUUUAUUCUAUAAUCCGAGGUCUGUAAGUUUUGUUUUGAGCAUGGUUUGUGUACUAUAAGUUCAUGGUUUUUACUUGCAGGAUUAUUUUUUCAUGAGCUGAACUUUCUACACACAAUAUGCUUGAUCUUUUUUAAAAAAAACUCCCAAGUUUAAACCCAUUUACUAACUAUGACAAGUUUAAACUCAUAUACUCAAUGUGUAUAUGUUUGCUUCUUAAGCUUUCACUCUUUUUUUACUCCAUCUACAUUCAAUUGUAGCAAACUAGUUACACCUCCCUAUUACAAUAAACGUUUCCCAUCCAAAGUCUUGAUUUUAGUUGCCAUUUUCAGGGUUACAAUGAAACAAGCUACAAAGCUAACAAUAACUAUUGUGUCAUUCUUAGGAGUAAAACUCCAACACAGUUUGUCUUUUUGCCCUGUGUACUGCCCUUCCACAAUUGGUUACAAAGUCAUCAAGCUUCCAGAAUGCAUGCCUCUGUGGAUAGAGCCUCAAUGUUCAGUUCAACAUCAUCAUCUUUGACAUCAUUCCCUCGCUUUAUAAUUUCAAACAACUAGUUUGUCUUCUCAUCAGGUAAAUUCUAUAAACUCAACACCCUAGAUUGAAGUUUACGUUUUUCCUUCAUACUAAUCUCCCUCUUGGUUGGAUCUCUAGCACUCAACUUUUGCUCUUUCCCACUUGCAACUAUCUCUAGAAUCAGUGGCUCCAUAUGAGACUGUGGACGGAUUUGAGGCCGUGGAAAUGAAUAUGUUGAUGCAGUGGAUUAGAUUUGCAUAUGUCUCACCUCUUUAAACCUGCGGUCCUGGAGACUGGAGUAGUGACAAAGAAUAACAAGAUCCACUCGCCAAGCUGUUAUACUCACGCCUGGAUUUCGAGGAAAAAGAGCUCGCCAUUUUUUUGGGAUAGAAGCUUGCUAGGGUUUUUCUUCUCCAGUGGUUCUUAAAGCUUCAUUCAUCUGCAGAAAAUCAAAAGCAAAGAGAUAAGUGAUCAUAUAGAUUUAUUUAAAGACAAUAAAGACCCUUAAAAAACAACUUUUUAUUCAUUAAAGGUCAGGAGGCAUCGGGUAAGUGACCGGAGGACCAAAAGUGUCUGAGAGUAUAAUAGUCAUGCACCUAAAAUGAGACUUUUCAAAGAAGAGGACUAAGCAUGAGACUUAAGUAACAACUCUAACAAGAGAGUUUCCGCUGUUUAGGUCUAAAGAGGCGUAAAACCUAGUUCAGCACAUGGGGUGAGUAGUGAGUACGAAGGCGGCGGAGAUGAGUAGCGCCGCCCCAUUCCUUCCAAUAGAAAUCAUCGCCGACGUUCUCAAGCGGCUUCCGGUGAAAUCCCUAAUCCGAUUCCAAACUGUGUGCAAACUCUGGAAGAAUGUCAUCAAGAGCCCAUCUUUCAUCGCCAACCACCUCGACCACUCCGACCGAGUAAAUCUCUCUCUUAUUUCCAGGGGUAGGCACACCACCGUCUCCGGUACCUCGAUUCUAUAUUUUCUCGACCGCGACAUGCAACUCUGCCGAUUUCAGAACAAUCCUUUUAUCGAUUCGCUCAAGCACGCUAGCAUCGUCGACUCCUCCAACGGCUUGCUCUGUGUUCUGACUGGGCUGCCUGGUACUUUACUGUCUAUUUACGUGUGUAAUCCUGCGAUUAGGGAGGUUAUAGAGGUGCCUAGAAGCCCAAGCAUGGAUUUACCUUAUAUUCCCUUUUUAGGCUUUGCAUUCAGUCCAACUGUUAAUGACUACAAAAUUGUCAUACCCUAUGUGCCGCGGGGUAACCACAAAUAUGCAUUUGAAGCUUAUUCAGUAACCACAAAUUCGUGGAAGAAUAUAGGAAUGGGUAGCUUAAAGGUCACAUCUCAUCCCUUUGGUUAUAUUACUUUUAAUGGGUCUAUGUUUUGGUUUACAUCACAGAGAGGUUUGGCAUCUCAUGAAUGUACUGAGGUCAUACUUUCGUUGCGUUUAGCAAUGGACGAGUUUACAUUGAUUCCACUGCCUCCUUUGUCCAGGAAGGAUGAAAUUGUGAAACUGACAGCGUAUAAGAACAGGCUUGCCGUAUUUCAUUGCUCUCGUUGUUUAAACAGAGAAAAUAUUUUGAUCGAUUUGUGGGUGAUUGAGGAAGGCAUUGGUUUUUCUUGGAGCAAAAUAUUGACUUGUGGCCCUUAUGGCCCUUAUCCAGGCAUUGUAGCACCAUUGACCAUUUGGAUGAACCAAAUUGUCUGCGAUGUGUUUGUUACAUCACAGGAGGGCAAUACGUAUAAGAUUGAUGGUGCUGGUAGUUUUUUGUUUGAUCCCACUUCUAACGAAGUCAAGGUCCUUUAUUCAGGCAGAGAUGGCAUACUUGAUAGUGUUUUUACGUAUUCUGAAAGCCUUGUACCCAUUAGCAUUGAUUUUAAAGUGUAGUCAUUGUUGAAUUAUUAUAAUGCAUUGCAGAUUGUAUUGGAUCUUUUUAGACAAUGAGAACUUAAUUGUUUGUUACUUGAUGUGAUUACAUUUGCACAUUUUUUUACAUGUUGUAAACACUUCGUAUGUUAUAAGUCUAUGCAAAUGUACUGUUUCCUAAUUUAGGUUCUGGCAACUUUUUUUAUAUCCAUGUAAUUUGUAUUGUUUCUUUUAAUCUCAUGCCAA
Messenger RNA from Cuscuta epithymum, 2848 nucleotides. Lineage: Eukaryota; Viridiplantae; Streptophyta; Magnoliopsida; Solanales; Convolvulaceae. The record is from the annotation of a GenBank genome assembly.